AUGCGACGUCCAGUAAGUGAUAUAAGACAACGAGAAUAUGUUAGACAUUCAUUACAUGAGAAUAUUACGUGUAGACGACGUAAUUCUAGUUUACCAUUACAUACUGUACAUGCUCUUAGUAUGAAUCAAAAUACAUUGGAUAAUGAUACAGACUUUUUAUGUGAUCGUAUUAUAGAAUUUAUGGAAUCAGGUGAUAUAUAUAGUAUAGUUUCAGUUGAAUUAGCUGAACAAAGUAUCUACUUUGAACGUUUAUUACAUUAUCAUAAAGAAUAUAUCCAUAAAGGUGUAACAGAGAUUAAUAAUGAUAAUGUUUAUCAUAUAUUUAUUGCUGCAGAUUUUUUUCUAAUUACAAAAUUGAAAGAACAAUGUACUAAUGUAUUGAAAGAGAUUAUUAAUAAUUCUACAAUAGCUAUUUCAUUAUGGUUAACAUGUCAUUCAUUAUAUUGGCCUGAAAUUAAUAAAAUGGUAUAUGAAAAGAUAUUAGAUAAUUUUGAAGUUAUAUGGAGAUCAAAAGAUUUUCAAUAUUUACAUCCAUAUGAUGUUUAUCAAAUUCUUAAUGAAGAUGAAUUAAAUUGUAAAGAAGAGAAAAAUAUUUUUAAUGCUAUAGUGAAAUGGAUUAAUGAAAAUAUUAAUACACGUAUACAAUAUACACUGGAAUUAUUAUUAUGUAUACGAAUUGGAAUGUUAUCACCAUUAGAAUUUGAUUAUAUAAGAAAUCAUGAAUUGAUAAGUAUCAUACCUGAAUAUUUAGAUAUAUUAAAUCAAUGGCCAAAUUGUUUAACAAUGACUAAUAAUCCAAUUAUUAGUGUAUAUGGAAAAUAUUUUAUUACACCAAGAUUACCUAAUGAAGUGGUAAUGGUAUUCGGAGGAUGGUGUGAUGGUGAAGGUCCUACAGCAGCUGUACAAGUUUACAAUCCAAGAGCAAACAUAUGGACAUUAUGGACAGAAACUGGUCAUCAGUCUCAACUACCAGCUAAUGAAUGGCUUAGUCGACUACUUCAAGACUCUUCUGAUUUGACAAUAGUUAAUGAAUCACAAACAAACAGCUUACAGAAUGCUGUAGACACUGUUAACAUAAUUAAUAAUUUACGUAGUUCUCUGCCACCAGAUGGAGUUAAUUUGAAACAAAACAAAAGUGAACUGUUCACGGAUAAUAUUGGAGUGACAGAGAAUUCUGGUUGUUUAAUUGGUGAAAUUCCUAGACGUGUUUAUGCUGGUUGUGUACUGGUUGACAAACGUGUUUAUCUAGUUGGAGGAUUUGAUGGAAGCAAUGCCUUGAAGUCUACUUUGUGCUAUGAUUUUGAGAUAGAUUCUGGUUGGUAUGAAAUUAGUUGUAUGUAUGAGAAACGUUAUUAUGUCAGUGUUGUAUACUCAAAUAAUCAUAUUUAUGCACUUGGAGGUCAUAAUGGUGAGAAUCAAGGUCGUUUAGACUCUGCUGAACGAUAUAUAUUAAAUGAAAAUUUAUGGCAAUCUAUUACAUCAAUGAAUCGUGUACGUAGUGAUGCAGCAGCAGCUGAAUUAAAUGGUAAAGUAUAUGUGGCUGGUGGUUUUGAAGGUCGACAUUAUCAUGAUUCAGUUGAAUAUUAUGAACCUGUAACAAAUCAAUGGACAUUAAUAAAUAGAAUGAAUUCACCAAGAGGUGGUAUAUCAUUAAUUCAACACAAUGGUUAUCUAUAUGCUAUCGGUGGAAAUGAUGGAAAUAAUCGAUUAAAAAGUAUUGAACAAUAUAAUCCAAAUGAUAAUAAAUGGGAAAUAGUUGGACAAAUGAAUCGAUGUAAAAGUAAUCUAUCUUCAACUGUAGUCAAUGAUGAAAUUUAUAUAUUUGGUGGAUGGUCUGAUGAACCAGAAGCUGGUAUUUUAGACCUAGUUGAAUGUUAUAAUACAGUUAGCCGAAAAUGUCAUAUAGUUAGAUCAUUGAUAUUUCCAGCCAGUGCUACAUGUGCAUGUACAUUGAAAGAUCGUGAUUUAGUGAAAAAGUAUAUACCUAUCCAAACAUCUUCUUAUUCAAAACCUCCGUUUGGCACAUUCCUUCUACACAAUACAGGACAACUUUUAUCUCCUGAUCAAAAUAUAUCUACAGGGAAUUUUUUCAGCAGUCAGCAGAACAUGAAUAAUAAUCUACAGGUUAAUGGUAAUAAAACAUUUACAGGGAUCAAAAUACAAUCAAUUCAAUUAUAUUCAGAUCAUCAGAAUGAGAGAAUGAAAUUGUUAGAUGAAACAAUAUCUGAGUAUACGACAGCAAGUGUUGAUCAUGAUGAUGAUGACAAUGGAAUAACUGGAGAAAAUCAUCAAAAUCAACUACACCUCUCGGCAACUAGUUCAAUGAUUAUCCCUCACAGAGAUAUCAACAUUAAUAGUAGUAGUAAUAAUAAUAGUAAUAGUAUAAAUCAUAGAAACAUACAUGAAAAUUAUAUUUUACUUCAAGGAAAUAAAGGCUUGAAUAUUGCUAAAUCAAUAAUUGAUUUUUAUCUAUAA
Messenger RNA from Heterobilharzia americana, 2475 nucleotides. The record is from the annotation of a GenBank genome assembly. Lineage: Eukaryota; Metazoa; Platyhelminthes; Trematoda; Strigeidida; Schistosomatidae.